Molecule: messenger RNA, 625 nt
Organism: Acromyrmex echinatior (Panamanian leafcutter ant)
Lineage: Eukaryota; Metazoa; Arthropoda; Insecta; Hymenoptera; Formicidae
Source: RefSeq, a predicted model, not a curated record
UACAUCUAUGCCGGGGAAAACUCGACGAUCGACACUCGAUCGUUGUCUCGUAAAUUAUUUAAACUGCCAACAGAUAUUGACAACUGGAGCAUCGAUAAAGAGUGCUGUUUCCCUUACUUUAUCCUUCGUCCUGUACUUGGGCGUCUUUAAAAUCCUUGUUUGCUGUUUCUCCUCUCGUAAAAUUGUUUUCCAGGUUCUAGUCUAUUUCUAUUGCGCCAUGAAAUAUCUGCCCGACUUAAAUCGACGUGUCGAAGUCGUUCUGCACGCCGUAGCCGAGAAACAAUUAUGGAUAUCCAUCGUACCUGUCUGCGAACGGCCCUUGAUCAGCAACAGCCGCGUAUAUUUUCAUCUCGCUGGAAAGAGAGCGGCACUUGCACUCUUCAUGGCUGAUCUGCCCGACCUGUUUGUACCGUUAGGAUGCGACGAAGCAUCCACUAAUCGUUUGAUUAUCCUCGCUCUCUCGUUCAAUUGCCUUCACGAACGCGAAUUUCAUCUUAGUUCGCUGCUGGAUCGCGAAAGGAUCAUCUCUUGAUUGACGAUUUAAGUGUGAUUAAAAGUCUCUAUUAGAAAUUCCUUAAGGAGGUUCGAUAGACAUACUCGUAUAUAGCACAUAUUUAAUACUUGU